Molecule: messenger RNA, 432 nt
Organism: Soboliphyme baturini
Lineage: Eukaryota; Metazoa; Nematoda; Enoplea; Dioctophymatida; Soboliphymatidae
Source: the annotation of a GenBank genome assembly
AUGUUGGACCCGAAAAACUUUUCGGAAGACGACGAACAAGAAGAGCUGGAGCCGAUCGAAGAUGCGGUAAAAGAUGGUAUCGAAAAUGCAGACAUUGAUUACGAUGAAGAAUUUGACGACGCAGAAGUCAUUAAAUCUUUCGAGAAAUUUUUGUCGCCUGAAGAAAAGCCAAACAGUGCGAGCUUGGAAGAAGCAGUUGGGAGCAGCGAAAAUGAACUGACUGCUGUAAACAGACCUCCGGAAAGAACUCAAGUAGCGGCAGGGUUUCAUACAGAGUGGAACGUGGGUGACCACUGUUUGGCGAAAUACUCAGAAGAUGGUCAUUUGUACGAAGCGGAAAUUCUAAGCGUCGAUCAUCAGAGAAGGCGUUGCCUGGUUCGUUACACGCAAUAUGGGAAUGAGGAAGAGGUGGCUUUCAAAAACAUGAAGUAA